Molecule: messenger RNA, 639 nt
Organism: Phytophthora infestans T30-4
Lineage: Eukaryota; Oomycota; Peronosporomycetes; Peronosporales; Peronosporaceae
Exons: 5
Coding region: 1-639 (212 amino acids)
Molecular function (GO): zinc ion binding
Source: RefSeq, a predicted model, not a curated record
AUGUCCGAGUUACAGGAGCAUAUCGAAAGCUGCGACUGCAGAUUAGUUUCUUGUCCAAACGACUGCGGGGGAAAGUUUUUGCAGCGAGGAAUCCCAAACCAUUUGGCAACUCGUUGCCCCAAGAAAUCUUCAAACACAUCUGCACCCGUGGAGUGCAAGUUCUGUGACGACGAAAUCGAUGCAAGCAGGAUUCAAGACCACGAGCAGAACUGCGACUGGAAACCCAAGCGUUGUCAACACUGUAACAUGGUCGUUAUCUCUCGUGACUUAAUGCGCCAUGAGAGCUCGUGUAAAACGAAUAUGAAGUCGUGUUCGCAUUGCAACGAAAACAUGCCGCAGUCUGCGUUGACCACCCACGCUGGUCGCUGCUCUAAACGUCCAAUCAAGUGCAUUCGAUGUUGCCAGCUCUUCCCUGCCGAUGCGAUUGUAGCACACUCUACGAAUUGCAAGGUCGUGCUAGCUCCUAUCAAGAUUCCACCUCCUCCGCCGUUCCCUCCACCGCCUUCUGCCACGACACCCACGCUGACAUCCCAACAAAACACUCGACGUGUUACAGCAGAUCCUUGGGUGACUGGACCGGCUUUGAGUGAGACCACGAAAGCAAGAGGUACGUAUUCAAUGAGGAAGCUUCAUGCUUAA